This is a messenger RNA of Dreissena polymorpha, 338 nucleotides long. RefSeq lists its product as uncharacterized. The record is from RefSeq and is a predicted model, not a curated record. The transcript has 3 exons. Lineage: Eukaryota; Metazoa; Mollusca; Bivalvia; Myida; Dreissenidae. Gene Ontology annotation, molecular function: calcium ion binding. Bases 1 to 285 code for a protein of 94 amino acids.
AUGCAAGAAAUCAGCACAAACACAUCAAUAAAUAAAAAUCCUUUAUACUUCUUCGUAGCUGACGGCAACAUAGACGAGACGGAGUUCAUCGCGCACUGGACGCUGCUGAAGCUCGGGGACCUCGAGCACGCGGUGACGCUCUUCCAUCGGGCAGACACGGACAGGAACGGGGAGAUCUCCAAGAACCCCGACUUUGCGAGGCUCUUCUAUUACUUCGACAGAGACGGUGACCAUAAAAUCGCAGAGUCGGAGUUCCUCGCGGUUUGGUACAGCUUGUCCACAUAAACAUAUCGCGUAUGUGUCACUGACAAUAAAAUAAAUUACUGACGUAUCCGCUU